Sclerotinia sclerotiorum 1980 UF-70 is the source of this 1005-nucleotide messenger RNA. RefSeq lists its product as hypothetical. The record is from RefSeq and is a predicted model, not a curated record. NCBI's taxonomy places the organism in Eukaryota, Fungi, Ascomycota, Leotiomycetes, Helotiales, Sclerotiniaceae. Bases 1 to 1005 code for a protein of 334 amino acids. The transcript has 4 exons.
AUGGCAGAAAAUUACAUUCUGCAGGUUACGGCGGGCUCUGGAUAUGAUGUCAGCAAACAUCAAAUUGUACCCGUCAAUCAAGCAAAAUGCGUGCGGAUUGAGAAUGAGCUGUGUGAGGUGGAUUUGAAUGUUAGGAUUCAAGAUUAUCGCGGACUCCCCAAAUCGUCUCCCACUACCUCUCCAUAUUUCGAUCUGCCACCGCAUGAUAAGAAUAAAGAUCAAUAUAGUAUUGGAUUUCGAUUCAAACCGAAAAAGGAUAUUAAUGCGGAUGAUUUGGUCUUCGGAAAUGACUUUGAUCAUCCUAUUAGAGAUCGUCUGCCCCCCGGGUUCAAUACGGCCUUUAGAAUUGUGAAGUGGAUGGUGGAUCCUGGGUUAGAUGGAGAUGUGUAUGCGGAUGAGCCAUAUUUGUACGGACCGGCGGCGAGUUCGUUUAAUGUGCUAUAUGUUGGUGAAGGGGGAGAAAGGGAUGGAGAAGAGGUUGAGGAUGCUGGAUUGAUGUUUGAUGAGGGAGGGGAUGAGGAGGGUGAGGAACAUAGGAGGGAAUGUGGAAUCCCUGAUGGGGAAGCGGCGAGGAAGAAAUACUUCCUGACAGAGGCAAAUAGAAAAGACUGGGAUUGGGAGGAGGGAAGAACUUAUGGGUGUGACUUUUUUAAUGCAUAUUUGGAUUUUAAUAAUUUCGCUCUUAAACUACCCGGCUUUACAAUGCCAAUAAUGAAAUAUUGGGAUGGACAAGGUCUACGAUACGUGCUAAAAAAUCGAAAGACUGGAGAAGUCUUAUUCGUGGUUCUUUUUACGCUUUAUCUGAAAGAAGAUGUGGAUGAGAAUGGAAAGCUGAAGGAGGGUGUUGAAGGAGGGAAACCUUUCGAUAAACUGCCUAAAGAAGUUGCCGAGAAGCCUACGGAGAAGAAGAGUGGGGAAGAAGGGGGGAUUAAGAAGGAAGAGAAGGUAGAAAAAGCUACAAAUGAUGAUGGUGAUGAUGGUGAUGAUGGUGAUGAUAUUGAUUGA